Saprolegnia parasitica CBS 223.65 is the source of this 1659-nucleotide messenger RNA. RefSeq lists its product as hypothetical. The transcript is spliced from 9 exons. NCBI's taxonomy places the organism in Eukaryota, Oomycota, Saprolegniomycetes, Saprolegniales, Saprolegniaceae. The record is from RefSeq and is a predicted model, not a curated record. Bases 25 to 1611 code for a protein of 528 amino acids.
GUCGAGCAGAAAGGCAACGCUGUCAUGACGACAGCUGCCAAGUGGCAGCGUGCCCUCGCAGACACCACCGCCCGCAUCGACACGGAAAAGAAGGUGGCCUAUGACAAGGGCGUGUCGGACCGCGAGGCUGAGUGGCAGCGCGCUGCUGCUCUCAUCAAGCAAGCGCAAAAAGACGAGGUUGACGCACUAGAGCGCGACUCCAGGCAGGCACUUGCCGCAUGCGAAGAGCGGUUCGGCUUGCUCUUGGCUGCCAAAACCCAGGAGCUACAAGCUGCAUGCGCUGCCACCGUGGACGCAGCGGCUGCGACUGCCAAAGUGGAGCGAGAGCGUGCGAUCGCUGCAACGCGGGACGCGGUCGUCGAGGCAACCGAAGCCCGCGUCAUUGCUGAAUGGACCAAUCGCAUGAAUGCGGCCGCCGUCGCGAGUGACCAGCAGCUGCGCGACGCCUGUGCCGAGAUCCAAACUACGAUGCAGAACGAGGCCGAAGCGCAGCUUGCAGCUGCCAAGGCACGGUGGAGUCAGCUGAAAACGGACGAAAUCGCAACGCUACGGGCUGCGUUACGCAGCGACCACUACCAACAGCUCCAAGACGAACUUGGAAAGGUUCGACGUGCGCACGAGACGCAGCUGGCACAAUUGCAGUCAGACCAGAGCGCCGCAUUGGCCUCCACUACCGCGCAGCUGCGAGCUGACGCAGAUGCGGAGCUCCAGACGCGGCUUCGAGCAUGUCAGGAGACUGCUAACCAACAACACGAAGCAGAGAUGUCGCUCGUCCAAGAAGAGAGCGAGAAGCUCAUCGACAAGGUCGAGAUCGCCAUGCAGCAACUCAAAAAGCAGAAAGAGACGACGGAGACGGAGCUACAGCGAGUGACGCACGCCCUCGAGGAAGCUGAAGACGCGGCUUUCGAUCUACAAGAAGAGAUGAGUUCGCUCAAGAAGAAAUACGUCAUGCGGCACCUCCUCCUCCUGCGCUCCGGGCUGCAAAAGAUGCAAAUCAUGGAAGACGAGCUCGACACAAAAGAUAUGGAGAAGACGGCUGCUGAUCGGGCGUGGCAAGCCAAGUUGGAAGCUACGACCAGUGACUUGUCGAGCCAGCUCGCACAAUCCAAGACCACGAUCGACAAGCUUCACGAGGUCUACACUACGGUGUACGAGACCUUGGUCAACUACCGCCGCGACGAGCUUGUGCAGCACCGAAGCGCUAGCAAUGUCGUCACGAGUGAACUUGACGUUCUGCACGCCCAGAUCGACCAAGUGCUCCACAGCAAAAACGAGAGCGAUCGCGAGAUCGAGAAGGCCCAAGCAGAUCUCGGCACCCUCGAGGACGAGCUCAGUGGCAUCCAACUUAUGAAGGACGGUCACGUCAACCAAGCCCAAGUCGCCAGGAAACGGCGGCUGCAUCAAGAGACGGAAGCGCUGUUGGAAGCCAUCGACUCGAAGAAAGCCAAGGCGCGCAGUGUCGAAGUCAAGCUCAACGAGCUCUAUGGGCUCCAGCGCGCCAAGGAGGAUGAGAUGAAGGGCCUCGAGCGCCACCUCGUCACGAUUCUCGUCGAGCAGCAGAAGCAUCUUCUCACUCUCGUCUCGUCCGUCAAGAGCAUUGCCGCCGUAUAAUUAGUGUCAUAUUAUCCACAAUAGAAACCAGCGUCUGAUCGUGUCGAC